AUGGGCAUCACCGUGCUUUGGGGCUCAAACGUGCCCCUGGCUCUAGGCGCCAUCAUUUUCAUCGUAACCAUCAGUUGCAUUCUCAUCAAGUCAUCAUGGAGUCUGGGAAUCCCUGCUCCAUUCUUGGCCAGAUACACAAAAUUGUGGUAUGCCUGGCACAUCCAUCACGACGAUCUUCACUGGGCCAACAUUGAGCUGCAUAGAAGGAAAGGCGAGUACAAAAUCCUACCUAACUAUGAAGUGUUUCUUUCUAAACAGUGCAAGCAUGCUGACUAUUAUACAGGCAAAAUCGUCCAAGUCAUGCCAGGCUACUUCAUAAUUGAUGAUCCAGAAGCCCACAAGGUCGUAUACGGUCUUGGAAACGCAUGGUUGAAAGGAGAAUUCUACGACGCAUGGAAGGUUGGGGCAGACCCAAAUCACAACAACCUGUUCGCCACGAGAAAUCCAGCUCAGCAUUCCGAGAUGCGCCGCAAAGUAGCCUCUAUGUACUCCAUGACCUCUAUGGUCUCAUACGAGCCAUAUGUAGACCUUUGCAUUGAGCUGCUUGUUGCGCAACUGGAGGAGAGCGCUACGACUAUUAAUGUGGGGGCAUGGUUGCAGUACUUUGCUUUUGAUGCCAUCUCCAUGAUUACAUUCGGACAGAGAAUGGGCUUCCUUGACAAGGGGAGUGAUGUGGAGAACAUGAUUGAAAAUCUGAAUUUCGACCAUAUGAUGCUCACAUAUGCCAGCCUCUACCCCUGGACAACGCCCUAUGUGAGAAUGUUAUCCAGUCUCAUCUCAGGACCCAAGAUUCAUUUCUUUAUGCGCUUCGCCUCGGAGAAGAUCACCGCGGCGCGCCAGGAGACACAGGAUCUACCAGCAGACGGUCCAGCGUACAUGGUACGCAAGUUCCUAGACGCCCAGCGCAAAGAGGGCAAGAAAGGAAUGACAGACUGGGACGUCUCCGCCAAUGCUGGCGCCAAUAUCGGUGCUGGGAGCGACACCACCGCCAUCGCAUUGACCUCGAUUGUUUACUAUGUGUACCGCGACGCUCGCGUCCUCGGACGCCUGCGGCAAGAAAUUUCUGGAAGUGAGCUCUCUGGGCGACCUACUUUCCAAGACACCCAGAAACUUCCGUACAUGCAGGCAGUCAUCAAAGAAGCAGUGCGUGUUCAGCCUGGGGUUGGACUCCCAUUGUGGCGUGAGGUUCCCAAAGGGGGCGCAGUUGUAUGUGGACAGUUUUUCCCAGAACGAGUCAAUAUUGGCGUCAACCCUUGGGUGCCUCACCACAACAAAGAGGUGUUUGGUGUAGACGCCGAUGAGUUCAGACCCGAGCGCUGGCUUGAGGCCUCAAGCGAGAAACUUGCCAAGAUGGAACAAAGCAUGGUACACUUUGGUUUAGGAUCUAGGACUUGCAUUGGCAAAAAUGUCUCGUUGCUGGAGAUCAACAAACUCAUUCCAGUGCUUGUACGAAACUUCGAUUUGUCUUUUUGUGAUAAGCACGGCGACCCGGAGAAUCGCGAUUAUGUUCCUGUGAGAAAUAAGUGGUUCAUCAAGGUUCCGCAACUCUAUGCGAGGGUCACUAAAAGAGGCGCCGUUGGAAAGUAA
This is a messenger RNA of Cryphonectria parasitica EP155, 1587 nucleotides long. Its product is annotated as cytochrome P450. The transcript is spliced from 4 exons. Bases 1 to 1587 code for a protein of 528 amino acids. Lineage: Eukaryota; Fungi; Ascomycota; Sordariomycetes; Diaporthales; Cryphonectriaceae. The record is from RefSeq and is a predicted model, not a curated record. Gene Ontology annotation, molecular function: heme binding; iron ion binding; monooxygenase activity.